This is a messenger RNA of Oppiella nova, 568 nucleotides long. The record is from the annotation of a GenBank genome assembly. Lineage: Eukaryota; Metazoa; Arthropoda; Arachnida; Sarcoptiformes; Oppiidae.
GACAUUCGGUGCAAAACAAUGAGACAAUCGGUUCAGUGAACUCAAUUGGAGUCCAACCGAGAGUUGAAUCGCUUGACAGCACUAUAAGUCAUAAACAAUGAGUCAAUUCGAGUGCUUCGUAACGAUUGGCUCAGAAAAGCGCGUGAUUUCAUUGGACGCCGGAGUGGACUCACUGUCCGUGCCGUUCGGACACAUCUACUCGCGCUUGAGUCAGUCGUCGGACGUGUCGCUCGAGAGCCAUGUGUUUGAAAUAUUUGACUUCUCGUUCAAUGCCUUCAACCGGUUGUCGAGUACUGAAACACCCGUUAAAUACUUGUCCCGAAUUAGGGUCACACCUAAGCCGGGGGUCACCCCAAUGGCCCCACAGACCGAUACCCGGGUCACACCACUGGCCAAUAAUGGCACUUAUAGUAGUCAUCAUAAGGCUAACCAUAAGGGGUUUGAGAGUAAUCUGAAUAACGAUUACUUUAACCCAAAUCUGGUGUCUGAGAGCCACGACGACGAGGAGGAAGAGGGAAACGGACGCCGAAGUCACCGAUUGGUGCGAUUGGAGACCACAGACCUGUCA